AUGGAAAAACCACAAAUAUUAGAUGAUGCUGUUCUUGAAAUGAAUGCAUCAAAUGAUCGUAGUAUUGAUAUUGUUCGUACUAAAAUAAAAAUAUUUGCAAAAUCAAAAGUAUCUUCACCAACAGAGCAACAUAAAAUAAUAAUUCUUGAUGAAACUGACAGGCGAUUAAUAGUCUUCAAUCAAACUGUAUUUAGAUUUUGUCAUGUUAAUAGUGAAAAUAUAUUCAAAAUUUGUGAUGAACCACAUUCAAUUAUUAUUUAUCAAAUGAGUGAAUUUACGCAAUUAGAAUUUAUUCGAGCAUAA
Messenger RNA from Rotaria sordida, 303 nucleotides. The record is from the annotation of a GenBank genome assembly. NCBI's taxonomy places the organism in Eukaryota, Metazoa, Rotifera, Eurotatoria, Philodinida, Philodinidae.